AUGGUUAAUAUCAUAGACCUUGUGGCCUUGGCAAUGCUGGGUGUGGCCUUGGCGGAACCGGCAGAAACUCAAGUUGGAAACUAUGUUGAGGUUUCCGGGGAAGAUGUGACAGACAACUAUACCUGUGUUCACCCGCCAUACAACGUUCACCUCUUCAGCCAGUCACCCCUUAUCGUCUACAUCGAAAACUUCAUCACCCCUGAUGAGCGCGCUCACUUACUAGCUGAAUCGUACGGUGACCCCGAUCCAUCCCACCUGGCUGCUGGCCAAGGGAAUUUCACAACUUCCUCUAUCGUCGAUCCAAGGGGGAAAAUUAUCGACAGCAAGGUCCGGACCUCGAAGUCGGCAGAGCUUAAUAGGGACGCCAUAGUAUCCUGCAUAGAAGAGAGGGCACGAGAAUUCCAGGGUUUCGACUUACCCGUGGCUAACAUUGAGACUUUUCAGCUGGUUAAAUAUGCAGAAACGCAGAAGUAUCUGCACCACACGGACUGGUUCAAGGAUGAGGUUACAUUAACCUCGCUAGGCGGCAACCGCGUUAGUUCCUUUUUUGGUGUCGUUAAGGCUCAUAACGUGACAGGCGGCGGCACCAACUUCCCAACGCUCGAGGCCCCGAGAGACGAGCGUUGGUGUCGCUUCAUCGACUGCGACCAACCGUAUAAGAGCGGCGUCACAUUCCGCCCCAUAGAGGGUAAUUUGGUAUAUUGGCGGAAUCUGUUGGAGAGCGGCGAGGGGGACUGGAGGACGCUGCAUGCAGGUCUACCCGUGGUGACUGGUGAGAAGGUUGGUAUAAAUAUUUGGACCAGACAAGCGCCGGUGCCCCUUUCAUGGCGGAGGUGA
Molecule: messenger RNA, 837 nt
Organism: Pochonia chlamydosporia 170
Lineage: Eukaryota; Fungi; Ascomycota; Sordariomycetes; Hypocreales; Clavicipitaceae
Product: 2OG-Fe(II) oxygenase superfamily protein
Exons: 2
Coding region: 1-837 (278 amino acids)
Biological process (GO): peptidyl-proline hydroxylation to 4-hydroxy-L-proline
Cellular component (GO): endoplasmic reticulum
Molecular function (GO): procollagen-proline 4-dioxygenase activity; iron ion binding; L-ascorbic acid binding
Source: RefSeq, a predicted model, not a curated record